GUUGAAGUCAGUCGAAACGCACUCGUAUGUGUGUGUGUGUGUGUGUGUGUGUGUGUGUGUUGCUCAUCGACUCUUUUCUGCUUUUUUUUUCACAUGGACUUUACACCAAAGCACUAUGGGAGUACAGCGGCGGCCGCCGUGCUGUCAGAGGAUUGUUAAAGUUCCUUCAGUGUGAGGAGAACAGAUAUUCCUGGAGAGUCGCUCAGCUGGAGCUCAGGUGAGAGGAUCUCCAUGGAGGGACCAAAGAUGGCAGCUUUAGGAACGGCUCUUUUCACAUUAGCGUCAGUCCUCCUGCAAGUGGCGAGAUGUCAGGGCAGCAUGGGAAACGGGAAAGACGGCUCGCCGCUCAGGUUCACACAUCACCUCUACAACGCUACCAUCUUCGAGAACUCUGCCCCGCGUACGUACGUGGAGACGCCCGUUAAGAUGGGCAUCAAAGUGACGGACGUGCUCUGGGACAUCAAAUAUGAUGUCAUCUCAGGCGACGACGACGGCCUCUUCCAGGCGGAGGCGGUGAAAGUCGGGGAUUUCUGCUUCCUCAGGAUUAAAACACGCACCAGCUACUCAGCGCUCCUGAACAGGGAGGUCAGAGACGCUUACACGCUCACUGUGGCGGCCACUGAAAGCACUUUUGACUUCCAGGCUAAGACAAAGGUGUUAGUCCAGGUGCUUGACACCAACGACCUGAAGCCUCUUUUCUACCCGGCCUCCUACAACGCCGCCAUCAGGGAGGACAUGCCACUCAAGUCGAGUGUGGUGAGAGUGAGCGCCACAGACGCCGAUGUCGGAAGCAACGCAGACUUUUAUUACUCCUUCACCAGCAGAGCUCACCCGUUUGUCGUCGACCCUUUCAUGGGGACAGUCAGCCUCGUCAAGAAGCUCAAUCACACCCGCACGGCGAGGUACGACCUCACGGUGUUGGCCGAGGACAGGACAAAGAAAAUAUCUGGCGUUCAGAAAUUUGGAAAUGUCGCCAGAGUUACAGUAAAUGUUCAGAAGACGCCCACAAAGUCUCCGGUUAUCACACCUCCCCCGAAACUCACAGUCUCCACAGACGGCAGAAUAACUAUCGAUGUCCACGUGGCGGCCGGCGUUAAGCCCGUGGAAUCCCUUCAUAUAGUGGCAGGAGAUCCCCACAAGUGUUUUGAGAUAAUCCCCUCAGCUGUGCAGGGCGGCAACUUCCAGGUGAUCUCCACAAAGAGGAUUACGUGGUCUCAAAGUCCUUUUGGGUUAAAUCUCUCCCUUCAAGCUAAAGACAGAAGCUUUCCCAGUUUACUCUCUCCGAUGACACGCGUCCACGUCCCGGCCAAUCACUACACCCCACUGGCUUUCUUAGAAGACACCUACAUUGUCACACUGAGCGAAUUUUCGCCGCCAAAAACUCACGUAGUCAAACUUUCCGUCACCUCGGUGCCUUUUAACGUCACCUUCAGCAUCAAAAACAACCCAGACAGCAAGAAAUUUAAAAUAAAUCCCAAAACGGGAAUCAUAGUGACGACAGAGAGAUUUGACUACGAGAGGAAGGAUCGGUAUGAGUUUGACGUUGUUGCCAAUCACGGCGCCGCUGAGACUCACGUGGUGGUCGAGAUAACGGAUGAAAAUGACAACAGCCCGCAGUUCACUCAGACGUCCUAUCAGGCCACGCUGGAUGAAAACGCCCCUGUCGGCAGUAGCGUUUUAAAAGUGGUCGCCACAGAUAAAGAUAAAGGCAAAAACGGGUUUGUGACGUACGCUAUCGUGAACGCAGGCCAGCUGCCGUUCGUAAUAGACGCGCUCACAGGCGUCAUCUCCACCUCUGAGCACUUGGACUACGAGCUGAUGAAGCGGCGGUACCACCUGAGGGUUUGGGCGUCGGACAGCGGCAGCCCCUUCAGCCAGGUCAGCGAGUGCCCCGUGACCAUAACGCUCAACAACGUCAACGACAACAUCCCUUUGUUUGAGAGGGUGGGCUGCAACACCACUGUGCCGCUGGAUUUACCCGUCGGACACACGAUCGCAGAGCUGUCGGCCCUCGACAUGGACGAGCUGCAGCAGUUGCGGUACGUCAUCGAGGCGGGGAACGAGCUCCAGGUCUUCAGCAUUGACUCGGUUUCAGGAGCCAUCACCUUAAAGCAGCCGAUCCCCCUCAGAGCAAACUCGUUUGAUUUGAGGGUCGUCGCCACGGAUGGGAAGCAUUUCUCUGAGGCUUCCAUCGUCAGGGUGACCAUCACGAACCGCGGCGAUGAUGUGACGCUGCACUGCCAGGAAACGGGCGUUUUCAAACAGCUGACGGACAAACUGAUCAAGUCCAUCAAGCCCAUUUUAACUAAUCCAGAAGAAGACACGUUCUCCGAUCUUCACAUCAUGAACCGCCACUCACCGAAGUUUGACCUGAGCAUCCCGGGGUCGGUCGACCUCAUCGAGGAUCAUCCGCUGAACGCCACCAUCAUCCAGUUCAAGGCAACGGACGCCGACUCCGGCUUUAACAGUAAGCUUGUGUACGCCAUAUCCAGCGGGAACGAGGACGGCUGUUUCGCCAUCGACGUUUUCUCUGGUGACCUUCAGCUGGUUUGUCCAUUAGACCGAGAAAAUAAAGAGUUCUACAUUUUGAACAUCACUGUUUAUGAUUUGGGGAUACCGCAAACGUCUGCGUGGAAGUUCGUGGCGGUGAACAUCAUGGACGUCAACGACAACCCUCCCGCUUUCGAUCAGCCCAGAUACGUGAUCCGCGUGCCUGAAAACGCCGAGGUGGACUCCAUAAUUUUCACAGUUCGUGCAGCAGAUCCGGAUGUAGAUGCAAGCGGGAGCGUCCGCUACUCUCUGUUGACAUCCUCUGAUAUGUUCAGGGUCGACGAAGUGACCGGCGAGGUGACGGUGACGGGACGUUUGGAUCGGGAAUCCUCGCCCAGACACGACCUCCGCAUCGAGGCCAGAGAUCAAGCCAAGCCCGGCCCGCAGCUGUUUUCUAUUGUCGAUCUCGUGGUCGUUCUGCAGGACAUCAACGACAACCCACCAAAGUUUGUCCCCAAAGUUUACAAAAUCAAAGUCCCCGAGGACGUUCCCGUGGGCACGCUGCUCGUCUGGGUGGAGAGCGUGGACUUGGAUCUGGGCAGCGGCGGCCUCGUCACCUACAACCUGAAGAACACGGAGGGUGGGAUCUUCCACCUGGACUCCUCCACGGGCGCCUUGAUCCUGGAGAGGGAGCUGGACUUCGAGAGGCGGCCGCUCUACAACCUGACGGUGCGGGCGGUGGAUCACGGCCUCCCUCGCUCGCUCUCCUCCUCCUGCUUCGUGGAGAUUGAAGUUCUGGACGUGAACGAGAACCUCCACAGGCCCGUGCUCUCAGAGUUUGUGUACGAGGCCGGAGUGAUGGAGGACGCGCCUGUGGGGACGUCGGUGGUCACGCUCACGGCUUCGGACAAAGACCUGGGCAGAGACGGAGUCGUCCGGUACCACAUCCAUGACGGCUCGGGGCUCGGCGUGUUCGCCAUCGAUGAGGAAACAGGUGUGAUUCGUACGACGGAGACGUUGGACCGCGAGACGACGCCUCACUACUGGCUCUCCGUCUACGUCACCGAUCUGGGCACGGAGCCCCUGGUCUCCUGGACGCACGUCUUCCUGGAGGUCCUGGACGUGAACGAUAAUGCUCCAGAGCUGUCUCAGCCGGUGUACUUCGCAUCCGUCCAGGAGAACGUGGACAAAGUGAAGUCGGUUGUCCAGGUGUCCGCCACAGACGUGGACACUUCCUCUGAGGGGAAGCUCUCCUUCCAGAUGCUGGAGUCUCAUCGGACGUACUUCGAUGUGGAUCCCAAAACAGGUGUUAUCAGCACUCUCUCAGCGUUGGAUCGGGAGGAUAAACCGGAGCACAGCAUCGAGGUCAUCGUAUCAGAUAACGGAUCUCCGUCUCUGCGCUCCACUGCCACCGUCGUGAUCCGAGUCCUGGACGCCAACGACAACCGGCCCAAGUUCACCGACAAACUUUUCCACGUCAAGCUGCCCGAGCAGCGCCAGCGGGCGGGUAAACAGGAAGUCUGCAGGAUGGUCGCCCGCGACGACGACGAGGGCUCGAACGCCGUGGUGACCUACAAGCUCCAAGACAACAAGGACGACAGCUUUGAGAUCGACGCGGUGACGGGCGUGGUGACAUCACAGGGCGACUUCUGGCCUGGAAACUACAGUAUUCUCACGAUUAAAGCUACAGACCAGGGCAGCCCGUCACGCUCGUCCACGGCGAGACUCGACAUCGAGUGGAUCGCCCGCCCGCCGCUGUCUGCUGAGCCAAUUACGUUUGAUGAGCCCCACUUCACCUUUGCCGUCAUGGAAACGGAGCCUGUCACUCACAUGGUGGGCAUCAUCAUGACAGAGACGCACCCGCUGAGGUGGUUCGACAUCAUCGGUGGCGAUGAGGACAAGGACUUUGACAUCCAGAGAAACACAGGAACCAUCUCCAUCGCCCGCCGGCUCGACGCCGCCCGACGCUCCAACUACAACAUGACGGUGCGGGUCACCGAUGGCCAUCACAGCGCCACCACACAGGCCUACAUCCGAGUGCUGGACAUGAACGAGCAUCGGCCCGUCUUCCUGAAGCCGCUGUACGAGGUGAGGGUUCCUGAGGACACGUCUCCGUGGAAGGACAUUCUGCAGAUCAGCGCGCAGGACGCCGACACCAACAGCAAGCUGGUGUUCUCCGUCCACAGCAGCCUGCACCCGGACAGCACCAAGUUCUUCCACCUGGACCCCAAGAGCGGCGUCCUGGUGAUGACGGAGCGGCUCGACUACGAGACCAUCUCCACUCACACGCUCAUCGUCAUGGUGCGUGACCAGGAGAUCCCGGUGAAGAGGAACUUUGUGAAGGUGGUGGUUCACGUGGAGGACUGUAACGACCACUCGCCGGCGUUCCUCAGCCCUCGGUACGAGGCCACGCUCUCCAACAUGGCCCCCACGGGCUCCGAGGUCGUCCGAGUCAAAGCUCUGGACAAAGACAUGGGCAGCAACGCCGACAUCAGCUACUCUCUGAACUCCGGAAACAUUGACAACAUCUUCUCCAUCGACCCGGCGCUGGGCUCCAUCACCGUGUCCAAACCUCUGGACCUGCAGCCUCAGGACCAGUUCCACCUGACGGUGAAGGCCACGGAUCAGGGCUUCCCUCAGCGCAGCGACCUCUGCUCCGUCCACGUCCACGUACACAUCUCCGACCAAACCCCGCCCGCCUUCCCCUCGGACGAAUACCUGGCUGAGAUCAGCGAAUCGAGCGCUCUGGGAACGCCGGUGGUCACCAUCUCAGCCUCAAGCCCCGCCGCAGUGCAUUAUGGGAUAGAAAGCGGGAACCUUAACGAGACGUUUCACAUCAACCCGUACACCGGGCUGAUUUCACUGCAGAAACAUGUGGAUUUUGAGGAUUGUGCGUCAUACAAGCUCAAAGUGACAGCGUCCACUACAGCCGGAGCCUCAUCCAGGACGGUCGUUUACAUCUAUGUGGUCGACGAGAACGACAACGCUCCGGUUUUCCAGCAGCGGGAGUACCUGGGACAGAUAAGCGAGGCGGCUCACAUCAACAGCAUGGUGAUGGGAGAGAGACAUACGCCUCUGGUCGUUCAGGCGUCGGACGCAGACAAAGAUUCAAACUCUCUGCUGGUGUUUGAGAUCCUGGAAGCGGACGCUCUGAACGUCUUCAGGAUCGACUCGAGCAUGGGCACCAUCUCUCUGAUCGCGCCCGUUGACUUUGAGUCCAGGGCCGAGUAUCACUUCAGCGUGCAGGCGAAAGACUCCGGGGAGCCGUCGCUGUACGCAGCAGAGCCCGCCAAGGUCACCGUCCGCGUUCUGGACCUGAACGACUGCCCGCCACAAUUCAGCGCCCCCGUGUACGAGCCAUCCAUCAUCUCGCCGGCUGUCACAGAUACAGAGGUCGUGCGCGUCACGGCCCAUGACGCCGACUCUGCGGUUUCAUACAGCAUCACUGAGGGGAAUCUGCACAACGCCUUUUCAAUCCACCCCGACACCGGAGUCAUCACCGUGAGCAACGUGUCUGAAUUUCGUCCGUUUUACCAGCUGGUUGUCAGAGCCUCUGACGGCCUCUACAAAGACUCCGCCACUGUCAAAGUAAACGUAACAAACCUCACAGCCAGCGGUCUCAGAUUUGGGCACAAAACGUACACGGCGAGCGUCUCAGAAAACCUAAAGACGGUGAAAACUUUACUGGCGCUCAAAGCUGUGGGCUGUUAUCUAAACGAGCCUGUUUUAUUCUCCAUUUUGAAUCCAGCGGGGAAGUUUGUCAUCUCCGAGACGUCGGGCGUUCUUGAAACGACCGGUUUUCCUUUCGACCGAGAGGAGCGGGACGUUUAUGACAUCAUAGUGAAGGUAGAAGACAUGAGAACACCGGCACGGACGGCCACCGCCCAGGUCAAAGUUUUUGUAGAUGACGUCAACGACAAUGCGCCGCAGUUUCUGAACUUGCCUUUUUCAAUGAUGAUCUCUGAAACCACCGAACCAGGAGACGUUUUAUACCAGGCGACCGCCGUCGACAGAGAUUUAGGAGAGAACGGAUCCAUCAUGUACUCACUGGAUGAUGACUACGACCUCUUCAGGAUAGAUCCGGAUGUUGGCGAUGUCUCCCUUCAGCGGCCGCUCGACUUCGAAGCUCUCAAUAAGUACGUGUUGACAGUUUUGGCGACAGAUGACGGCGAGCCCGGUCACAGCACAUCUGCACAGCUCAGCAUCCAAGUGAGGAAUCAAACUAACCCAAUUUUCCAGACGCUUCUGUAUCCGUUGAAAGUUCCUGAAAACGUCCCACCGUUCACGACCAUCCUGCACGUACAGGCGAGGAAUCCAGAGGGGUAUCGACUCAUCUACAACCUGGAGGAGGAAAACGCCACGCAGCACUUUCACAUUGAUUUCAAAACUGGCGUGCUGACCGUCACAAACCCGCUCGACUACGAGAGUCAAACCAUGCACAUCUUGACGGUCCGAGCAUCUGAUUCUGUGACCGGAGCAUUCUCGGAGGCUUCCAUUGAAAUCGAAAUCGAGGAUGUGAACGAUAACGUGCCCGUUUUCUCAAAACUAACGUACACUGCGGACGUUGUCGAGGAGCUUCCAGUAGGCACCUCUGUGAUACAGAUCUCCGCCUCCGAUAGAGACUCCGGCAGAAAUAAAGAUCUCACCUUCCAGAUUGUAAAAACGGAAAAUAACGAGACUGAUUUUUUCGAGAUCGACGCUCACAGCGGGCUGAUCAUCACGAAACGGGUGCUCGACCAUGAAAGCAUCAAACACUUUAAUUUGAGAGUCAGAGCGACCGAUAACGGCACCGUCCCUCUCAGCAGCGAAGCCCACGUCUUCCUAAAUGUCACUGACGUCAACGACAACCCUCCGGACUUUGUCACCUCCCAGUACGACGCCACGCUGGAUGAAAUGGCGAAGUGCGGCCACAUCGUCAUCAAAAUCCAAGCUUCAGAUCCGGACACCGGCGACCUGAACAACCUCAAGUACAAAAUCCUCUCAGGGAACGAAGGUCGCUACUUCAACAUCAACGAGUCUUCAGGAAUCAUCUCGUUUUCGAACGUCUGUAAGAGGAACCUGGACCCGUACUACAACCUGACGGUGGCGGUUUCAGACGGCGUGUUUCAGAAAUCGGCUCCGGUCAACAUCGACAUGAUCAACAGCAACAGGCACAACCCGCACUUCAAACAGAGCAUAUAUGAAGCAGAGCUGGCGGAGAACGCCGAGGCAGGAACUCGGGUGAUCCGAUUGGCGGCCAUCGACCCUGACGACGGACCAUACGGUAGCGUCGACUACACCAUCAUCAACAAACUCGCUGAUGAGAAGUUCGCCAUCGACGCUGACGGGCAGAUUGUUACAACACAACCUUUGGACAGAGAGAACCCCGAACAGAGGGUCAUAGCGAUCAAAGUGAUGGCGAAAGACGGCGGCGGGAAAGUGGCGUUCUGCACAGUGAAGAUUAUCCUCACGGACGAGAACGACAACGUGCCGCAGUUCAAAGCGUCGGAGUACCAAGUGUCGAUCCAGUCGACUGUGAAUAAAGGCUCCCCGGUGAUUCAGAUCAUGGCGUACGACGCAGACGACGGCAAAAACGCGGACGUCACUUACACCGUGGACGAAGCCGAACAGGUGACCGAAGACAUCAUCGAGAUUAACCCUUUCACCGGCAUUGUCAGCGUCAAAGAGAGUCUCGUCGGCAUGGAGAACAAGAUCUUCAACUUCAAGGUCAAAGCUCGCGACGGCAGCCUCCCCUUCUACAACUCCACCGUCCCCGUUCAGCUCAAAGUGGUUCCUCCCGAGGUUCCUCUGCCCAAGUUCUCCGAGCCGCUCUACACCUUCUCCGCUGCCGAGGACGUCCCCGUCGGGACGGAGGUGGGCUCGGUGCGAGCGGACUCGGACAUGCCUCUGAUCUACAGCCUGGUGAACGGGAACACGGUGGAGAGCAACAGAGACAAAGUGUUCAGUCUGGACAAAGAGAGCGGGACGCUGCUGCUGCAGAAAAGCAUCGACCACGAGAAGACCAAGUGGUACCAGAUCGACGUGAUCGCUCAGGGGAGCCACAACGGAACCGAUGUGGCCUCGCUGGUGUCGGUCAGCAUCCAGGUCCAGGACGUGAAUGACAACCAGCCCGUGUUUGACGCAAACCCGUACAGGGCCUUCCUGGCUGAGAACAUGCCGGCUGGAACCACCGUGAUCCAGGUGACCGCCAACGACCCGGACACCGACGCCAACGGCCUCGUGACCUACAGCCUGGAGCCUCUACCCGACGACACGGCGGCCGACAUCGCCAAGAUUUUCUCCAUCGACGGGGAGAGCGGCUGGAUCGCCACCGUGCGGGAGACGGACUGCGAGGCCACCCGGGUUUACAGGUUCAACGUGCUCGCCACGGACCACGGCGGCGACGUCAAGCUGUCCUCCAGCGUCCUGGUGGAGGUGACGGUGACUGAUGAGAACGACAACCCGCCCAAGUUCUCAGACGACGUGUACCGCGGCUCGGUGGUGGAGAACAGCAGCCCCGGUGAGGUCAUCGUCACCAUGACGACCACGGAUGCUGAUGUGUCGCUGGAGAACCGCCUGGUGACGUGUUACAUCACAGACGGCGACCCUCUGGGUCAGUUCGCCAUCAUCCAGGCGGACGAAGGCGAGUGGGGUCUGAUCGUGAAGGAGGCUCUGGACCGAGAGACCAAAGACAGAUACACGCUCAGAGUCACCGCCACCGACGGAAAGUACGAGGCUCCGGUCACCGUGGACGUCCACGUGCUGGACAUCAACGACAACAGUCCGCUGUGUGAACAGCUGGUUUACACGGAGGCGGUGAUGGAAAACUCGCCCCCCAGCAUGUUUGUGCUGAAGGUUACGGCUUCAGACCCAGACGUGGGAGCUAAUGGCCAGAUCUCGUACACGCUGCACGGCCCCGACGCAGACAAGUUCCAUCUCGACCACAGGACAGGUGAGCUGUUCACGCUGGCCGUGUUGGAUCGGGAGAAGGAGGUCGAGUACAACCUGGUGGCGAAGGCGACGGACGGCGGCGGGCGGUCGUGUCAGGCAGAUAUCCGGCUGAUGAUCCAGGACAUGAACGACAACCCACCCAGCUUCUCUUCCAGCCACUACGAGGUCACCGUGUUCGACAACACCACCGUACGAACUCCCGUCGCUGUCAUCUACGCCAAGGACCCCGACACGGGUAUAAACUCGGAGGUCAAGUACUCCCUCCUGGCGGGCGACGGCGGAUACUUCUCUGUGGAAGAGUUCUCGGGGAUCCUGCGUCUGGAGCGACCUCUGACCCCGGACACCCCGCCCACCUUCGAGCUGAAGGUGAAGGCCACGGAUCGCGGCCUGCCUCGUCACCUCUACUCUGUAGCCACGGUGACGGUGGACGUGGUCUCCCUGGACGACUACCAGCCUGUCUUCCUGAGCGCGGAGUACACGGCGCAGCUCCCAGAAUCCUUGGCGGUCGGGUCGGAGGUGCUGAGCGUGUCGGCGCUGACCAGAGACGGCGGAGGGCCGGAUCCCGUCGUGUACCGCAUCGUGUCCGGCAACGAGGACGGACGCUUCCUGCUGGACUCACGGACAGGCCUGCUGACCCUCAUCGCCCCGCUGGACUUUGAGGUUUCUCGGGAGUACUACCUGUCUGUAGAGGGAAGUCGCGGCAAGUCGUCCCUCAGUGACAUCACCACGGUGAUCAUCAAUGUGACGGACCUGAACGACAACGCGCCUGUGUUCGGACAAGGCGACGACAGCGCAGAGAUAUCAGAGGAUCUGACGCCUGGAAGCCUCGUGAAGAAGGUGACCGCCACUGACGAGGACGGCCCCGUCAACAACCUGCUGCGUUACUCCAUCGUGAGCGGCGACCCUCUGCAGCAGUUCACUAUUCACCCUCGUAGUGGAGAAAUCAGCGUCCGCACGGCGCUGGACAGAGAGGAGAUUCCUCAUUACUCUCUGACGGUGCAAGCAGCAGAUGAAGGAGAUCCUCCUCUGUCCUCCGCCGUCCUCAUCACCAUCACCGUCACCGACGUCAACGACAACCCGCCCGUCUUCUCGCAGGUCAACCACAGUCUGCUGCUGCAGGAGGGCGAGUCAGUUGGCAGCGGGAUCCUCCAGCUCGUGGUGACGGACAGAGACACGCUCAAAAACGGCCCGCCUUUCUCCAUCCACAUCGUCAGCGGCAACGAGGACCGCCGUUUCCACGUGGAUCAGGGCGGCCUGCUGUCGCUCUCGGCGCCGCUCAGGAAGAAGGUUAAACCUCAUCAUCAGCUCAAGAUUCAGGUGACGGACAGCGGUCACCCUCCUCUCUCCUCCAUCUGUGUGGUCAACAUCAACGUCACCGAGCAGAGCCAGUACCCUCCGUCUGUCGUCCCUCUGGAGGUCUUCAUCACCACCUCCGGCGGCCUGUUUGCUAACCGCGUCAUCGGGAAGCUGCACGCGUCCGACCAGGACCUGCAGGACGUCCUGACCUACCAGCUGGUGUCAGAGAGUCCGGCCGAGGGGAGGUUCUCCGUCGACCUCACGGACGGGAAAAUCUGGGCGGAUGAAAACCUGAAGGAGGGCUCCUACUCGCUCAAUGUCAGCGUGACCGACGGGAAGUUCAGCGUGUGGACCGGGGUCAAAGUUCACGUGUGGGCGGCCGAUCAGAGGACGCUGGACUCGGGCGUGACGCUGCAGCUGGUCGGGUUGUCGCCGGAGGAGUUUCUGGGCGACCACUGGAGAGGCGUGCAGCGCAGCCUGGGGCAGGCGCUGGGGAUACCGCGGCAGGAGCUGCAGCUGGCCAGCCUGCAGCAGCCGCCAGGGGCCCGGCUCCUGGAGGCCCUGCUGGUGUGGAGGCCCCAGAGCGGACGCGUCCAGCCGCUGCCGACCAACAAACUCGCAGGCAUUAUAUCGGACAUCGAGGACUCUCUGGGCCUCAGCAUCCUCCGGGUGAGUCACAACGGCUGUCUGGGCGCCGGCUGUCCGCCGCGAGGCUGCAGGAACGCCGUCCGACUGACAGCGGAAAGACUGAGCCAUUUCACCACCGCCAGGGCCGCUUACAUCACCCCGAAACACACCUGGGAGAGCGUCUGCCCCUGCAACGAGUCGGCGCUGAGGUUCGAUGGUAAAUCCCACCUGAAGUUCCUCCACGGGAUGGACGAGGACAACCAGGACUUCAAACUGUCCCUGAGGUUCAAGACUUUCCAGGAGGACGGCCUCAUCGUGUCCACCAACAGCACCAACCACUGGGGCACUUUACAGGUGUCUGAUGGCGAGCUGCAGUUCAGGUUCAGCUGUGGAAGCUCCGCCCCCGCCUCCUCACCCGUCAGAUCUGACAUCGUGUCGGACGGCAGGUGGCACGGCGUCCUGCUGGAGGUCAACUCCAGCGGCGUCAGACUGACCCUGGACCAGCAUCACCCGGCCGUCGCCCCGCUGAGCGAGCCGUGCCGGAUGCUGCGCUCCCAUGGUGCUUUGCUCUUCGCUUCUUUGGCUCAGGACGUCCAGCAGCAUCCGCGUAACUUCAUCGGCUGCCUGGAGGGCCUGGAGCUCAACGGGGAGCCAAUCAGAGUGGGGGACGCGGCAGAGUGGGCGGGGCCGGGGAGCAGGAGGGUGUUCGGGGUGUACCAGUGCUGCAGCAGGGCCGGAGCGUGCGACAGCAACCCCUGUGAGAACGGCGGCGUCUGCGAGGAAGACGCCAGCGGAGAGCCGCGCUGCAGGUGUGCAGGACUCUUCCACGGCGCCCGCUGCGAGCUGGCUGACAACCCGUGCGCCUCCCAGCCGUGCGCCCACGGCAGAGUGUGUGUGCCCAAGGCUCAGGGCUACAUGUGCAACUGCUCUCAGGACGCCGCUGACGCACGGUGUCACAAUCAGAUCGAAGUCUGUUCGCCCAAUCCGUGUCCCGGAGGCUUCGACUGUAAAGUCACUGACGGCUCCAUCCACUGCGACCCGCUGCCUCAGGUGUCUCCGAUGAUUGGAUACAUGGAGAUCAUGGAGAUCAGUGUCACCGUGCUCGGCGUGCUCCUCUUGGUCGGCAUCUUCGUUUGCAUCAGGAAACGUUACGUCCAGCACAAGAAGAAAAAGCCUGUCUGUGUGCAGGAUUCCAACGGAUAUUUCCAGCACAGUUUGUCCAAGAGCCUCAAAGCCGACAACCAGGAAGUGAACCCCAUCGAGAUGAGCUCGCUGGUCGGUCCCACCAACAACCUCGACCACACGCCCUUCAGGUCGCUCCGCCCACGCAGCCAGAUCAUUUCAGGGGACGGGGUUUCCUCUCCAAAGACUCAGGGGCCGGUGGUGUGCAGUGUGGCCCCGAACCUCCCCGCCAGACCGCCGUCCAGCUCCGACAACGACUCCAUCAGGAAGAACCACUGGGACAUGGACUACGAAGUCUAUCCAGCAGAUCCGGAUUACUACGGCCGCCCGGCGGUCCAGGAGUUCCCGCAGUUCGACAUCGUAGAGGACGCCUACUCCACCUCCACCAUGGACUCGCGCAGAAACUCUCGAUUCGGCGGCUUCCCGUUCCCGCUGGAACGAUGUGACCGCCGCGCCCCGCUCCCGCCCUGUUACAGCAACCAGAACCUGGACGACUUCCUGGGUCCAGACGGCCUCCCUCUGCCGAGCUCCCAGUGCCCCAACGAGUACACGGCCAUCAGCUACUACCCGACGCAGCACACCCGCAGCCUGGACAACGUGUCGGCCGGCUACAAGAGACUCAGCAUGCGUCUGAGCGUGGCCAUGCCGUCGUACGCAGAGCAGGCCAGCCCGCCGCCGCCGCAGCCGCCAAACCCGGCACAACCUCAGACCAGACCGGCGGGGCAGAACCAGCGCAGCUACGACGGGGUGAGCAUGGUGGAGAGCGACUACGGGAGCUGUGAGGAGGUGAUGUUUUAACUUUUUGCGUCCUUUUUUUUAGUAUUUGAGAACAGUGCGAGCACACGUGUACACCGUGUUCUACUCGGUUUGAAGGCAGCUUUGUGUACACCUCUCAGACGGGACUCUUUGAAUCUAAUGAACGGCGGCUCAGCGGGCGCUCGCCGUGAGAUGAAAGCGCCGCGUGAAACAAUGCUUCACAUGUCUUUCAUUUGUUUGACUUUUCAAAGCGGUGCAGUCGUGCUGUGCCAGACGAGGCGAGGGUAACUCAGCGCCGCUCGCUUACCUCCGCGCGGAAAGUUCAGCUGAAGUUCACGCCUUUGUCUGAGACGCCGAGAGCACUCGUUAACUUGUUAGGGUUGUGAAACAGUAUUACUGACUCGACUGCGGGCUGCUUCAGUCACAAGACUUUUCCAGAAUGUGACUCUCAGAAGAGGCUUUGUGCAAACAGCUGAAAUCAUCUCUCAUCACUCUCAGCUCAGCACUGAUGAUGCGAUGUGCACAAUGCUGCGUACGAUGUGACUGAAUGUGAGGAGGCAGGCGCAGCGUUGUCAUGGCAUUGGCCGGCGUGACAUUCAGACAAAAACCACCUUCUCAUUUCUGAUGAAAGCUCGAUAAAGAGCUUUGCAUUGUGUCAAAGGUAAACAGAGUUUAUCCUGUCAGCCUCUGCUGCGUGUUUUUGCUCACGUGGAAUUUAUUUGAUCAAAAAUGCAGAAAAGGACAAAAAAACCAGCCGGUGUCGUGCUGACCCCGAUGUUGACGCUGAGCACAUUUCACGCAGGAUAAACAUUUCAUUGAACUCUUUAAUCUGCUUACAGUUGCUGUUGUUUGUUGUUGCUGUCUGUUCUGAUGAAGGAGGCUGGAUCCUCGUAAAGAAAAAAAAAGCCAUAAAGUGACAAUGUCGAUGUUAGUCGUGAUGUGUUUUUAGAAUCAAUGCAAAACCGCUCGUGUACAUUCAGUAGAUUUUGAAUCAUCUCCUGGUGCGUUUUAAUUUUAAUUAGUGUGAACUAGAUCACAGUGUUUUCGUGUCUGUGUUCGAGCUCAUAAAGAAAACACUUAAUGUGGAGCAGUUCAAGAAAAAACGUCCAUGCAGCCAUUUUAAAUGGUGUAAAUAUUCAAGACUCACAUCAAAGAAAAGCUUCUUUUGGUCAAGAGUUUUUUUUAUUUGCCUCAUGCAACAUUUAUAAAAUAAACAUUAGAGUCCAGCAUUUUCUGAAAUCGACUGUUUGACAGUUGAGAGCCACAAUAGAAAAUCAUUUCUGUUAUGAAGACGUUAAAGCAACAACUCAGACUGACGGGACUGAACUGUUGUCAGAUUUUUGACAAACGUUUGAAUGUUGGUUUCAGCUCUAAUCGCUGAUCGCUGAUUAUCUGAUUAAUUAUAAAUGUGAGAAAUGAUGAGAAACUUUGCUUCCAAAUUCCUCAUUAAAAUAUGAAAAUAAAUAUGUGAUGUGACGUGGAGAAAACUUUCAAAUUUACGGAGCCAAACAUUCAGGCGGACUGUGUAUUUUGUUUAGGUACAUCGUGAAAGUUAAAGCACCCGUCCUCGUCGGCAGGCCGUCAAAUAAUACCGAAAAAAUACUGCGGCUGUGUCACGAUCCUCGGCACGCGAUAUUGAUGCCAAAGACCCAAAGAGUCUGUUAGAUCAUCAGGGCUUCAUCGAACUCAUCUUACCACCGUCACUCUUUUACGCCACGUUAUGUUCCAACGAACAGUGAGCAACUGAAAAAGAAAUCAAUCAAAAUAAAAAUGAAGUUUCUUUUACAAAAAGGAAACUUACUCAUUGAUUUUUUUUUUGAAAGAAACCAAUCGUUUUUGGGGAUUUCAGAUGUUUUAAUUCUCGAAAAAAAAUGUUUUUAAAGUAACCAAUUUCUUUUUUAGCCGAAAGCAAACCGCAAUUUUCCAGACACUGAGUUUGGUGUUUCGAGUGUAUCACACAGACGCCAAAGGGCCGUUAAAAAAGCGGCGAUAUUUGACAGCCUGGCAUGAGAAUGGAGAACGUUUGCUCAUUUCCAGGCUCGUACUGUGAAUACUACAGUAUUGAAGGUUUCUGCUUGAACAUGCCUCCAUGCUUUAAUGUUCGGGAAACGUUUUAUUUCUCUCUCACUGUGUGUUGAAACACCUGCAUUCACCGUCUGAAAUCAUCCGUUUUGGCGCCCGUCUCUUUAAGCCGUCCUCUCGCGAAAGAACAGUCUGCUCUGAUUGGUCGGCGUUUCCGGGUGGUUCGUAUCUUUGCGUUUCAAAUGAGAUAUUUUCAUAUCUUCCGUCGCUAUAGCAACCAAUGUCAGCAAGCGAUUCGGCUCUCCAAACAGCACCAAACCUCGAUCGGGCGGUUUGUGAAUUCCAGCGCAGAUAAACGGCCUCAGAGAUCAGAUCUGAAAAACAAAUCACAUUUUCCAGCUGCGUGGACGGUUUGUGCUUUGGCAAACGAGGGGUGAAUGUUUGCACAGUGUUUACCGCCGCCGCCUCCGUGUAAACGUGUUGAGGCUGCAGAUGAUGCAUGUAAAAAUCAAAGCAACUGGGUUUUUACACGGCUGCCGGAGGCUGCGGGAGAUAAACAAGACACGAGGACGAUGCAGGAAAAGACAUUAGGGCGAUUCAGACAGGCAGUCACGGGGAAAAAUGUCUCUGCGUCUCUCAUUCGUUCUUAAUGUCCUAACUGUCAAAUCUCUCCCAUCUGGCACCAUAACGAGCCGAAUCAAAGCACACACUCUGGAGAUAUUAAUGCAUAUUUAGGCUGCGGUUUUUGCUGCAGUCGUGCUGAGCUGUGACUGAGCUUUGGCACGAUUUCUGAAAAAUGGAGACAAAGAAAUGAGGGGUUUGGAAGCAAAAGUCAGGACGCGUUGAAAGGCGUGCAAAUAAUAUGAGACUUACUGAGUGCAAAAUAAUUCAGCUUUCUAUCACAGAUUUGUGAAUGCCUUUCCUGUUUUCAGUCUGAGCAUUGUACGGUAAUUUUGUAAGCGAGAAUUACAUUUUUUUAAGAUUAGGGAAAUGGUUAUAUCAUCACCAGAAAACUCAUCUUCCCCAGGCUGUUAAAAGUAUCUCUGCUAACAUUUAAACCUGAGUAACUAAAGUCUUUCUGCUCUAAAUUUAAUCCGUUCUUAGUGACCACAUCAUGCAGAUUUUAAACUUAUUUUGUGAAAUCUGAGAAUUUGUCUCUUAGUCGUGUGAUGUUGUGGGUCGAUGUGUCCGUCUGUCGCUGGUGCUUUAACUGUGACCGUCAGAAAGAAUUUGUCGUGUGCAGGUAUCGUGUUGUACAUACAGUCUGUAUCUGUGUCGUAGAUUGUUGUUUGUGCAGAAUAUGACUUUUUUUUUUAAUGUGGGCCUCCCCAUGUUUUUCCUUGUUGUUUCUCUGUGAGAGAUUUUAUUAAGAUACCCCUUUUUUUCAUUUAGUUUUCAAUAUUGUAAAGAGAAUAUGAAUAAAGAUAUAAUCUUCUAUGAACA
Molecule: messenger RNA, 16746 nt
Organism: Plectropomus leopardus (leopard coralgrouper)
Lineage: Eukaryota; Metazoa; Chordata; Actinopteri; Perciformes; Serranidae
Gene: fat2
Product: FAT atypical cadherin 2
Biological process (GO): homophilic cell-cell adhesion; multicellular organism development; neuron projection development
Cellular component (GO): catenin complex; plasma membrane
Molecular function (GO): cadherin binding; calcium ion binding; beta-catenin binding
Source: RefSeq, a predicted model, not a curated record